CUGACGAAUAAUAAAGAAGUUGCGGUUGUGGCUGGUGAUCAAAGUCAAAUAUUUGGCUUGAAUGCUUACAAAUUGGGUCAGCUAGUAAUGUCCUGGCCGCCGGCUAUACAGCUCAACCCAUUUCGAUGUGAAUUUCCCAAAAACAGAGACCUAUCAGCUGUCGCUCCAUUAUGACGCUAAUUGCCAGGACAUACUGGCGAAAGGAUUAGCAGCAUGCAAAGUGUUUGGCGGAGAAUCGAUGAGACCGCAAAAUCAGGAAAAGAAAGGACAUGAGAUGACACGGCUGACCCAUAAACCGUUUAGUUUGUCCUAAUCCGGUUAUAUAUCCGGAUUAGCGAGCCAGUUGUGCCAUGAACGCGUAUUUUUUUCGCUACUCCCGAGCACUUUACGACACUUUUUAGGUAAUGAAUGGGAUUACAUUUUUUUAAUCCACUGCCACCCGCGUGCUGUAAAAAAAUUAAUGACAAAAAAAACUGCAUACAGGUCAGUAUUUGGCCUGCGAACACCGAUUGACCUGCGAGGAUGGGCCUCAUGAAUGGGCAGGUCAGAAAUAAAGGAUUGCGUAUAAAAUAAGCCAGCAACGCUGAUGCAACCAGCAAACGCAGCUAAGCAAUCGCACAGACAAGAUGUGUCUGAUCCAGAAAAACACGGAAUUCAAGGAGAACUCGAAGACGAAUCCUUCCCAGGAAUCGCCACCAAAAUCUCCCACCGCCGCAUAUGCAAUGUUCAUGCACCGCGAAGAGUUGAGAAGGAGAAAAAUUCACGUUUCUCGGGUUUCUGCCACCAAAAUUCACCUCACGAGCGAAUUAAUCGAAAGGACUAAACAGAAUAUCAGGCAGUGCAGCUUCGAGGAUCUGGAGAUUCUCGCCAGGGAGACGCUCUUCAAAAAGAAUCUGCAGCGACAUUUGUACUAUCGGCGCAUGCAAAUUCAUCAAUGGAUGAUGAUCAAGAAAAAGCAGCAAGCCAAGGAGAAAAAAUGAGCGAAAUGUAAUAAAAUUAAGUAAUAUAAGAACAGCAAAGUGAUUAUUUAAUAGUAAUUGUAUUGUAAAUAAGGUUUAAUUAAUAUCAAUAAAAAUUAAGUAAAAUCAAAUCAAUUGUAUUGU
Molecule: messenger RNA, 1103 nt
Organism: Drosophila gunungcola (fruit fly)
Lineage: Eukaryota; Metazoa; Arthropoda; Insecta; Diptera; Drosophilidae
Exons: 1
Coding region: 627-980 (117 amino acids)
Source: RefSeq, a predicted model, not a curated record